Messenger RNA from Amphimedon queenslandica, 1270 nucleotides. Its product is annotated as acylamino-acid-releasing enzyme-like. Lineage: Eukaryota; Metazoa; Porifera; Demospongiae; Haplosclerida; Niphatidae. The transcript is spliced from 13 exons. The record is from RefSeq and is a predicted model, not a curated record. Bases 188 to 1237 code for a protein of 349 amino acids. Gene Ontology annotation, molecular function: serine-type endopeptidase activity. Gene Ontology annotation, biological process: proteolysis.
AAAACCUCUUUAUUUAUUAUUCAUUGAGAGUGAUGCUGACCUUCCUCACAGGUCUUUAGUUCGAGUUGACUGGAAGACAAAGAAGAUUGAGACACUUGUUGGUCUAGUUGAUAAGCCAACCAAUGAAGGCUUCACUGGAGUAUAUACAUGCAGUCUCCCUGAUCGUUGCUGGGGGGAUAAUGACAAGAUGUAUUUUCAUGAUUGUCAGAAACUAUACAAAGAGAUCAUGCGUCUAGAUGUUAACACAAAAUCAAUAUCAUGUAUCACGUCUGAUACUGAGAAAGGAGCUUAUGCUGUCUUUGAUGUAUUUGAUGGUCUGUUGCUAGGACAAUAUGCUAACCCAGCCCAACCAAGGAAAAUAUUCAUAGCUGAGCUACCUUCCAGCAAUGAUGGCUUUAAAGAUACUGAUUUUUGUGAAAUAGCAACCACUACUGUAUCCAUUUCUGACAACAUUAAAUGGGAGGUUUUAUCACUUACAAGAGAAGACUCAGGUGGUUAUCCGUAUGAGGCUCUCUUUGUAUCUCCUCGUGUUGUUGAAUCUCUUCCUCCACUGAUAGUGAGUUCUCAUGGUGGACCACACAUGUCUAGUGUUGCUGAUUUUACUGUAUGGACUGCCUGCUUUAUUGGACUUGGAUAUUCUGUUGUGUUUGUUAAUUAUAAUGGAUCUACUGGCUAUGGACAGGAUUUCAUGAAAUCAUUGUUGGGUAAUGUGGGGACACUUGAUGUGAAUGAUGUGCAGUUUGCUGCUGAGUCACUGGUAAAGAGAGGUAGUGUUGAUGCUAGUCGUGUAUUUGCUCAUGGUGGAUCUCAUGGUGGCUCUCUUUCAGUUCAUUUAGUCUCUCAGUUUCCAGACUUUUAUAAAGCUACCUUUGUCCGUAAUCCUGUCAUCAAUAUUGCUUCUAUGAGAAAUGAAACCGAUAUUAUAAACUGGACUCAUUCUGUUACUGGAUUAUCCUAUGACCCUAAAGUCACACCUACUCCUGAUCAAUAUUCUAAAAUGCUUGAAAUUUCACCUAUUGUCCAUGCACAUAAGAUUAAAGGAGCUGUCACCCUAGCAGUUGGAGCAGAGGACCACAGAUGCCAUCCAUCCCAAGCUAGAGAACUCUACACUCUGUUACAUGCACAAGGAAAAGACGUCAACAUGUUCCUAUACCCGGACUAUCAUCCCUUGAUGUCAGUGGACACUGAUGCUGACUGCUUCAUGCAUUGUGUACUACUGUUUAACAAGUAUUCAUAAACCAAGAGAUGUUAGGAUUAUCUGUUAGGAAGA